GACAGCUUUUCGGCGGCGCCCGGCGAGAGGCGCGAGGGGAGACUGACGUGAGCUCAUCGGUCUCUCCCGGGGGGAAGCCGGCGUCGAGAGGAGCUGAGCCCCAGCGGGGCCUGGCCUGUGGAGGCCUUCGCCAGCCGCGGGGCCGCGCCAGGCAGCCGCCGCCUCGUCCCACUUCUCCCCCGAGGCGCCGCACGGCCGGGCAGCGGACCCAGGCCUCGGCCGGCGCCGGGCCUCCGGGGCCCUCCCGGGCUCAGCAUGCCCGGGGUGAAGCUGACCACCCAGGCCUACUGCAAGAUGGUGCUGCACGGCGCCAAGUACCCGCACUGCGCCGUCAACGGACUGCUGGUGGCCGAGAAGCAGAAGCCGCGCAAGGAGCACCUUCCUCUGGGCGGCCCGGGUGCCCACCACACCCUCUUCGUGGACUGUAUACCCCUCUUCCACGGCACCCUGGCCCUCGCCCCCAUGCUGGAGGUGGCCCUCACCCUGAUUGAUUCAUGGUGCAAAGAUAAUAGCUAUGUGAUUGCUGGUUAUUAUCAAGCUAACGAGCGAGUAAAGGAUGCCAGUCCAAACCAGGUUGCAGAAAAGGUGGCCUCCAGAAUCGCCGAGGGCUUCAGCGACACGGCUCUCAUCAUGGUAGACAACACUAAGUUCACGAUGGACUGCGUGGUACCCACAAUCCAUGUGUACGAACACCACGAAAACAAAUGGCGCUGCCGAGACCCUCACUACGAUUACUGUGAAGACUGGCCAGAGGCCCAGAGGAUCUCGGCAUCACUCCUGGAAAGCCGGUCCUAUGAAGCGCUCGUGGAUUUUGAUAAUCACCUGGAUGACAUUCGGAAUGACUGGACAAACCCAGAGAUCAAUAAAGCUGUUCUGCACCUGUGUUAGGGAGGGAUCUCAGUGACUGGCCUCUGGGCAUUUCCGCUACACUGAAGAAGAAAAGCUAUUUUUAAAUGUAAAUAAAAUCUCUCAUAGCCCGUGUGUCAAGCUGACAGUUUACAGAAGUGGCAUGUGCCUUGCAAGAGGGCACAGUGUCCCGUCAGUCGUCUUUCUAAUGCAGAGCCUCGAGAACAGGCACAGACUGUCCCAUCUGACCAUCCCUGUGGACUCCUUCCCAGUUGUACGUUGCUAUAAUGCUUUAAAUCAAAGCUAUUUCUGCUUGUCCAAGAUUGUUCCUAUUAAACGAUUUUAACCUUUUAUAAUCUGGAGAGAAUACUUUUUUUUUUUUUUUUUUUUUUUCUUUGCGGUACGCAGGCCUCUCACUGUUGUGGCCUCUCCCAUUGCGGAGCACAGGCUCCGGACGCGCAGGCUCAACGGCCAUGGCUUACGGGCCCAGCCGCUCCGCGGCACGUGGGAUCUUCCCGGACCAAGGGACACGAACCUGUGUCCUCUGCAUCAGCAGGCGGACUCUCAACCACUGCACCACCAGGGAAGCCCUGGAGAGAAUACUUUUUAAGGCUUAUGAACUAUCUUUAAAAAAAAAAAAAGGCCCAGAUCUUAUACCCAAAUGAGAGUGCGUGUGAGUUUUCAUCCUGUUUGAGUUAAUAUCCAGACCCUGGGAUUGGGCAGGCACGUAGCGUGCGGGUGCUGAGCAGUGUCUGAGAGCUGUGUGCUGGUGUCAGCAGCUACGAACAGCACGCCCCCGCCCCCCCACUGUCAGGCUUCCGUAGCUGCCACGACUCUACACGUGGGAAUAAUGCCACAGUUGCCUGAGAAACCUUCACCAUUAAGGGUAAAAACAAACAUCGUUGGGAAGGCAGCUUGGAUGGGAGCACAGUGUAAUAAUCCUCAACCAGAAAGCUUGUAAACCUGUGGAACCAAAGGAAAAGUGGAACCAUGCUAAGAUUAUCUUCAAGAGGCAAGAAUCGGUCCUGACUCCCGACUGACUUGCAUGAUUGUCCAAAUGGUUCUAAUUUAUGUCUUCAAAACAAUUAUUUUUUUGUAUUUGAAGCAACAAAAGCAGAACAAAACUUAGGGUCCCGGAGUUUUACACUGCACUGUCUGUAAUCAUUAUACUUGAAACAAUCAGUCAAGCUUUUUAACCCAGUCGUAGGAAACUGAUGGGGAAACUUUAUGGUUCCAUUACAUCUUUUUCUUUUUUACAUGAAUUAUUUCACGCAGAGUUCAGAGAACUGUACCUUUGCUACUGUCCUUUUUUGGACUACAUGAAGGAAAUUUGUAACAAUCGGAUAAUCUAUUGAAAAGGUUUAUGACACAGCAUUCACUAUUUUCUCUUAAUUAAUAAGUAGGAAAUAUUUCAGCAUUGCUUACAAUAGAUGUGCUUUAUCUGGUCCACCAGAUUUUCUCUUCUUUCUUCAAAUCCUGCUCGCCCUUGGCUUUUUUUUUUUUUUUUGCCCUUGGCUUUUUAAGCUGACUUUAAGUCACGUGGGGAAGACAAAUGAAGGGGUGAUGGAUGCAUCGGUACACUUUAUCUUUUCACUCUCCUCGACUUAGACGCCAGGGCCAGCACAAGUGGAAUGCAGUGCACAGUCUCGUCCCAGAUGGGUCUGUAUUUGUGUCGAAAAAGAGUGAGUUACCUCCAGCAUUUACCACAGAAAAGGCUGUCUUGGGACUUCCCUGGUGGCGCAAUCGUUAAGAAUCCGCCUGCCAAUUCAGGGGACAAGGGUUCGAUCCCUGGUCUGGGAGGAUACCACAUGCCGGGGAGCAACUGAGUACGUGCGCCACAACUACUGAGCCUGCACUCUAGAGCCCGCGAGCCACAGCUACUGAAGCCCGCACGCCUAGAGCCCGUGCUCCACAACAAGAGAAGCCACCGCAAUGAGAAGCCCGCGCACCGCAAGGAGGAGUAGCCCCACUCGCCGCAACUAGAGAAAGCCUGUGCGCAGCAACGAAGACCCAACGCCGCCAAAAAUAAAUAAAUAAAUAAAUAAAAAUAAAAUGAAAAAGAAAAGGCUCUCUUUUCCUGGGAUUAAAAUGAACGUGUGCUACCUCCAGGUCAAGGUCAAGGGGAACUGGCAGAGCGGUUUGGAACAAAAGGUGUGGCCAAGGCUAGUUUUGGAGGCAUUGCAAGGAUAGUCUUAUUUCCCCUCAUUUUCACCUCUUUGUGGAAUUCUUGUUCUUGAUGCCCCCACCUUCCCAGGAACAUGUGCCGUUCUCCAGUCUGGAUUUCAGCCUAGAACCAGGCGCCCCGUCCAUGGCUGAGUCGGGCUUAUGUUUUCAAAAGAAAGCAUAUUAAAUACUCUAAAGGGAGGAACGUAUCUGUGAAAAAAACAAAAACAGAUUCCAGAGUGCAGAUAACUGGUCCUGGGUGCUUGUAAAGACAGCAGAAGCCUCUGAGGGGAGCCCCAGGCCCUGGGCUGGGCUCCCCUCCCUGUUACCUCGCCAAGCCUUGCUGUGUGGCCUCUGAGCCUCCAGUCUCCUGGCCCUAAGAACAGUCUUCAUUCUUCCCCACGCAGCAUAAAAGUGAGAGCCUGUCAGUUAGCCACUGAAAUGGACUCAUACUCUGCCUUUUCCUAGAAAACUUAAAGGAGCAACACAGAGUAUAUUUGUACAUUGAAGAGAUCUUCGUCCGUCAAAAUGCCCCUGAGUAACUCUUUCCUACUUAAAUCUGAAGGGGUUGGAGGGGAAGGGGGAGGUGUAGCGAUAUCCCCUUAGAACCAGCCAUAUGCUUAAAAUCCUGGUGGACAUUUUUCUGUCUUCCAUAGCAUCUAUCCAUCAUGAAGUGAGUGGGACAGAUGAAUUACUGGUUUAUGUAAAAAUGCCAUUUUCCAUGUCUAAUGGUUGCCUUUAAGAACUGGGGAUACUAGGGGCUUCACUGGUGACGCAGUGGUAGAGAGUCCGCCUGCCGAUGCAGGGGACACGUGUUCGUGCCCCGGUCCGGGAAGAUCCCACAUGCUGCGGAGCGCCUGGGCCCGUGAGCCAUGGCCUCUGAGCCUGCGCGUCCGGAGCCUGUGCUCCGCAACAGAAGAGGCCACAA
Molecule: messenger RNA, 3937 nt
Organism: Orcinus orca (killer whale)
Lineage: Eukaryota; Metazoa; Chordata; Mammalia; Artiodactyla; Delphinidae
Gene: EMC8
Product: ER membrane protein complex subunit 8
Exons: 5
Coding region: 256-888 (210 amino acids)
Cellular component (GO): EMC complex
Source: RefSeq, a predicted model, not a curated record